Molecule: messenger RNA, 873 nt
Organism: Aspergillus chevalieri
Lineage: Eukaryota; Fungi; Ascomycota; Eurotiomycetes; Eurotiales; Aspergillaceae
Product: ferric reductase-like transmembrane domain-containing protein
Exons: 2
Coding region: 1-873 (290 amino acids)
Source: RefSeq, a predicted model, not a curated record
AUGUCAUUAACAUGGCCCUGGCACUUUGCGCCGGCGUCUGCUCCUGGCAAGCAGCAGCGUCGCGAACUGCUGGAUUUCCGGGGAUAUGUUGCUCAAGUCUCCGUGUUGGUGGUGAUUUGCGUGAUACGCAUCUGCCAGACCUACUCUAAAGCCACUGCGGGUGCCGUGAAGCCACGGACCAGGCGCAGAGAGCAGUCCUGGUGGGAUCGACCGCCGUUUCCUGGGUGGACUGAGACGCGAAGGCAGUAUGCCAUCUGUUUGAUCUGGCUGGGAUGGCUGGUGGGUUUAUCCGCAUGGAAGACUGGCGAUGACUACCUCCAUCUGACCAAGGCCCUGGGCCAAAUCGGCAUGUCCCAGCUACCGAUGCAGGUCCUCCUCUCGCCAGCAUUAUAUCUCUCGACUUCUAAACCGGGCGCUCCCUCGAUCAUCUCAUCACUGACCUCCCUCCCGCAACCAUUUCUAAACCCCUACCACCGUCUCUGCGGACGACUCGUUUUCGCCCCGCUCCUCCUGGGCCAUGCUAUCCUAUACUUUGGGUUCUUCCUACAAUCAUCGUCUCCUCGUCCGGAGUUUAGUUCAUUACUAGCUAAGCGCCUGCGGGAUCCAGACGUUCAAUGGGGAAUUGGUGCAGUGUGGUCGGUGGUUCUGGUGACAUUCGUGUUGACGAGACCGUUUGGAGGACGAGGACUGAGUAUAUGGCCGACGGGGGCAUCGGCGAAGGACAAGCGACAACGGUUUUACAUCGCACAUGUGGUACUGGUGGGAGUGUUUUGUCUGGCGGCAUAUGCCCAUGUGGCACAGGCACAGACCUUUGUGCUUGAGACAGUGGGUUGUUUCGCGAUAAAUGUGAUGUGGUCGCUUUGGUGUUGUUAA